Ilex paraguariensis (yerba mate) is the source of this 836-nucleotide messenger RNA. Lineage: Eukaryota; Viridiplantae; Streptophyta; Magnoliopsida; Aquifoliales; Aquifoliaceae. The record is from the annotation of a GenBank genome assembly.
GUCUAAGUUGUCUCGAACUGUACGAUUAACCUGAGAGAGAGAGAGAGAGAAUGGUGGUGAUUGAACCAGAGCCGGUGCCAACUCCAACUCCAACUCCGACUGAAGAAGAGAAGAAAGAUUCAAAUUGUUUCAAUCCGAAGCCAAAAUCAGCUGUAGACUCGAACGACGAUACCACGACGGGGCCGUCCGGAUACGCCUCCGACGGCUUCGAAACCGCCAGCGAAACCGAAGUUAAUGAAGCUGAUGGACAUGAGCAGCAUGAACAAAGUCAACAACAAAAUGAUGAUGAACUCGAACAGAAAGCUUUAGCACAAGCAAACGAUGCAAAAUUGGAAGGCAAUAAAUUUUUUGGAGGUGGACAGUAUGAGGAGGCUUUGUCAAAGUAUGAUCUUGUUUUACAAGUUGUACCAGAGAUGCCAUCAUCUGCUGAAAUACGCUCAAUAUGUCAUGCAAAUCGUGCAGCAUGUCUGUUUAAAAUGGAGAAAUAUGAGGACACAAUCAAGGAAUGCACAAAAGCAUUGGAACUAAAUCCUACAUAUUUGAAAGUACUGGUUAGGAGAGGAGAGGCUCAUGAAAAGCUUGAACACUUUGAAGAGGCUAUUGCUGAUAUGACGAAAAUUUUGGAAUUGGAUCCGUCUCAUGACCAGGCUAGGAGAGCUAUUGUCCGUUUGAAACCAUUGGCAGAUGAAAAGCGUGAAAAAAUGAAGGAAGAGAUGAUUGGGAAGUUAAAGGAAAUGGGAAAUUCCAUUUUGGGCCGCUUUGGGAUGAGCGUUGACAACUUUAAAGCCGUUAAAGACCCCAACACUGGUGCCUAUUCUGUUUCAUUCCAACGCUAG